Molecule: messenger RNA, 2007 nt
Organism: Chelonoidis abingdonii (Abingdon island giant tortoise)
Lineage: Eukaryota; Metazoa; Chordata; Testudines; Testudinidae
Product: sodium-dependent neutral amino acid transporter B(0)AT2
Biological process (GO): nitrogen compound transport; sodium ion transmembrane transport; amino acid transport
Cellular component (GO): plasma membrane
Source: RefSeq, a predicted model, not a curated record
CUUCACCCCAGAGGGGCCGUGUCCUGGUGAGGGGUCCCUGGAUACCCAGCCCCCACGCCCCAUCCCAGAGGGGCCGCGUCCCAGCACCGCCUGUGCGAAAAGCCCCAUCUAUCCUGAUCAGUCUGUUCAUUUUGUUUCUCGCAGAUUUUCGUUUGGGUUCUGGGGGCCGGUGAGUGAGUGUGAUUGGCAGGGGGGAGGGGCGUUUGCACGUGCAGGACACGUGUGUGUGUCUGGUGCCCAAGCGAGGGGCUGUGUUUGGAAGUGCGUGCGGGUUGGCGGUUCCCUGGGGCCAGAGGGAGCUGGUGUGAAUGAGUGUGCGAGCGAGUGCUCAGGUGCAGGCCGUUCCCGUGUCAGUGUGCGUGGCCCCAGCCCCCGCCUGCCCGCCCGCCCGCCAUGGACAAGGUGAAGCCGGAGGAGGAGGGGACGAGCCCCGGGGAGCUCUGCCUGGGGGGUCUGUCAGAGGAGCCCCCCGCCCGCCCGGCCUGGAGUAGCAAGGCUGAAUACAUCCUGGCGCAGGUCGGCUUCUCCGUGGGGCUCGGCAACAUCUGGCGCUUCCCCUACCUGUGCCACCAGAACGGGGGAGGAGCCUUCAUCCUCCUCUACCUCCUGAUCCUCCUGGUGGUGGGGAUCCCCCUCUUCUUCCUAGAGCUGGUGGCUGGGCAGAGCAUCCGCCAGGGCAGCAUCGGGGUCUGGCAGCACUUCAGCCCCCGCCUGGUUGGCAUCGGCUUCGCCAGCUGCGUGGUCUGCGGAUUUGUUUCUCUCUAUUACAACGUGAUCAUCGCCUGGAGCCUCUUCUACCUCAGCAACUCCUUGCGUGGCAUCCUGCCCUGGGCCAGCUGCCCCCUCCGCGCCAACCACAGCCAGCCAGAACCCGAAUUCGUGCCAGAGCUCCCCACCACCUAACUACGGUACCGGGAGGCGCUGGACGUGAGCGAGUCGAUCGGUGCCAGCGGGGGGGUGAAGCUGGCCCUGGCCGGCUGCCUGCUGGGCGCCUGGGCCCUGGUCUGCGGCGCCCUCAUCGGGGCAUCAAGUCCUCGGGUGCUGUAUUUCAGCUCCCUCUUUCCCUACGUGGUGCUGCUCUGCUUCCUGGUGCGGGGGCUGCUGCUGGACGGGGCGGCUGACGGCAUCCGCAUCAUGUUCACCCCCCAGCUGGCGGUCUGGGGCAACAUGCAGGUCUGGCGCCAGGCAGCCACCCAGGUCUUCUUCUCGCUGGGGCUGGGCUUCGGGAGCGUCAUCGCCUACUCCAGCUACAACCCGCGGCACAACGACUGUCACGCCGACGGGCUGCUGGUGGCCACCAUCAACUUCCUCACCUCACUGCUGGCCACGCUGGUCGUCUUCGCCGUGCUGGGCUUCCGGGCCACUGCCAUCGCCAGGGCCUGCGUGGCAAGGAACAUGGAGGUGCUGACCCAGCUGCUGGGGACUGGAACCCUGCCCAUCCUGGAGCUGCCCACCCUGGACCCGGCGGCGUUGUCCCCCCCCCAGUACAGCGCCUGGUACCACAGGCUGCACGCCGAGCUGGGCACCACGCUGCAGGGACAUGGUGUCACCGACUGCCGGCUGGAGGACGAGAUGAAUAAGGGUGUGGAGGGCACCGGCCUGGCCUUCAUCACCUUCACGGAGGCCAUGACCCUGUUCCCGGCCUCCCCUUUCUGGUCUGUCCUCUUCUUCCUCAUGCUGCUGACCCUGGGUCUGAGCACCAUGCUGGGCAACAUGCAGGGCAUCCUCACCCCCCUGCUGGACCGCUACCCACUCCUGCAGCGCCGCGCCACCCUCUUCACCGUGCUGUGCUGUGCCGGCGGGUCUGCUGGGCUGAUGUUUGUGCAGCGCUCGGGAGUCUACUUCUGUACUCCAAUGUUCGAUGACUAUUCGGCCACCCUGCCCCUGGUGCCGUCGUGGCCUGAGGCCGUGUCUCGUAGCCUGGGUCUUAGGGGCGGACAGGUUCGGCCAGAAGGUGGAGACCAUGCUGGGCUGGCCGGCCCUGGCGGAUUGGGCUGGCGGCCCUGA